Molecule: messenger RNA, 1170 nt
Organism: Didymosphaeria variabile
Lineage: Eukaryota; Fungi; Ascomycota; Dothideomycetes; Pleosporales; Didymosphaeriaceae
Exons: 1
Coding region: 1-1170 (389 amino acids)
Source: RefSeq, a predicted model, not a curated record
AUGUACUUGCCGCAAUGCAGUCAUGACAACCGCGACCACUUCGUACGGCCAAACAACUUUACCUCUGUCAUCUCACGCGCAUACGCGCGCGACGAAGCCCUCAAGUUGGCAGUCAUAGCGCUGGGCACUGCCAUGUUGGGGAAAGUACAGGGAGAGGAAGAAUGGAUGCGACAAGGUAGAAAACUGUACGGACAGGCACUACAAGAGACGCGCAAGGCAUUGCUGGACGCGAAUAGGGUGAAUUCUGAAGCCUUGCUCCUCGUCCCGAGGAUCGGAGCAUUAUUCGAGAUACUUUUCGGCGCCGACAUGGACCCCAUCAUGCAAGCACAGAGCUGGCGCAGCCACGCAGAGGGCGAACUUGCGAUAAUCAAAGCAAGGACACCAUAUGGGUUUCAGGAUGAUCUCUCGCACCAGAUCUAUGUGGACGGUCGACUCCCGCCAAUCAUUGCGGCUAUACGGAUACGCAAGGCCUCCGUACUUGAUAGUGUCGAGUGGAAGACCAUACCCUGGGAUAUAUACCCCAAGACGCCCAAAGAUAGCCUGAUGGACAUCCUCGUUGGUAUUCCGGAGGUUCUCGAAGACAUCGACAGUCUGCAUCCCAAGUUUAGUGAUGCGAUUGAGGCUGCUGCUCGCGCAAGCAUCGCAAUCAAGUGCAAAAAGCUGGAAACGCAACUUCAGUAUUGGGCUACAGUACAUGAAUGGACCUUGCUUCAUCCAGACACAGAAGAGCCUGCUGAAAUAGCAUUCAGCGACAUCUUAACUGCGUAUCUCACGCUUUACUACUGGACUGCAUCCCUGUUCGUCUACGGCGCGCUGGCGGUUGUCUCGCCACCAAAGGCAGUAGCGUCUCCUCAGGCAUUAUUAACCACGUCAACCGAUGCGCUUCUGUACGCACGCCGUAUUGCUCGAAGUGUCCCGUACUUUCUCAACCCCUCUUGCGGCAUUUGGGGCGCCACAACGAUUUCGUUUCCGAUGGGCGCGGCAUUGCUAUGCCUGAUACACAAUGGCAAGGAGGAGAACAAAGCGUAUCUAGGAUUGGCGCUCGCAGCUUGGCACAACCCUGCCUUGCCGUGUGCAAUUCGGGAUUUCUUGAACAGUAUGCGGCGCGAUGCGGCUGGCGAGUUAAAAUAUGGGCGGCCGAGGUUUGGUGGAGAGUUGGGGAUAUUCUGA